GUUCCAAAAGAGAUUAAAAUUUUGAAAUGAUAUAAUGCGGAACGUAACCGUUCGUGAUCAGCCGAAAGAGAGUCGCCGCUCUGGGUCCUCUGGAGACCUGAGAGAGCAGCUGAGGAAACGAUUGAAAGGAGGAAAGAAGGAGUCCAAAAGUGGGAUGGGUAGGAGUGAGUCCGGAGAAGAUCUUCGAUCUAAACUGGAGAAGAAGAAGGUUGAUGUAAAACCGGACCGGAGCAGAUGGGAUGAAGAUAAUAAAUCUUCUACAGAGGAGUACUCCAGGGACUCCAAGAAGCACAGGGACAAAGAGAACAAAAAGUCCGAGAAAAAAGACGAGUAUAAACGAGAAGCUAGACGCUCCGAGUCCAGGGAAAGACGGCGAAAAAGCCGAGAUCCUUCUAGGGAUAAAUAUGAGAGAUCUCAUCAUAGUCCUGUAUCCAGCUCCGCUAGCAGAAAACCGUUGAAAGAGAAGAUGUCAGAGUCAGAGAAAAGGGAUCGGUCACGAGACAGGUCAGAGAGAAAAAGAAAACUCUCUCCUAAAGUAAGUCCCAAAAAAGCGAAACAAAGAAAAUCUCGUUCCGUGUCUUCCGUAGAGAUCACACCAAAGAAGAAGAAGUCUGCAGUAGAUUCCGAGGAAAAGGUUAAAAAGAAGAAAAAGAAGAAAACCAAAGACAAAAAACUUUCAAAGAAAAAGUUUAAAAGUGAGGAUACUCCAACCGAAGAGUUGACGGAGAAGAUAAACGCAGAGACCGACUCCCAAGAUCCAAAAGGCCGAAAAUCCCGUGUAGACAGCGGUAUAUCGACUGGCUCUGUUCUCAACGGAGAAACUCUAGAACAAAAACUUGUAUCAGUAUCUAGGAGAGCAGAGAGUAAGGUAUCAGACUCUCCUCUAUCUGGAACUAGUCUCAGUCUCUCUCCCAGUGUAGCAAACCAGAGCAGUCCUACUCAGGAGAUGGAAAACCUUGUGAAAGAAAACGCCGAGAACCUGGCUAAGAUACCUAAGGUGGCAGAAGAAUCUGAACAAGUGGAACGUAAGGAGAAGAAAAAGGUUAAAAAACAUGAAGAAAAAAAUCAGGUAGGUUCUGGAUCUCCAGUGAAAAAAGAAAACGAGGAGAAAAAAGGAAAACAUAAGCACGGUGUUGAGUCUAAAGAAAGGAACGAGGAUAAACGAGAUCACUCCCGCAGCAACAAAGAUUACAGCAGGUCGCCUGUUAGGAAGGAGAAACAUAGAGAUCGACGAGACAGAACACCUAGUCGUAAAAGAGAAAGAACACCAUCCAAACAAAGGGAGAGGACUUCCAAUAGGAGAAGGGAAAGAACUCCCAUAAGAAGAGAAAGAACUCCCAUUAGAAGAGAAAGAACUCCUAUUAGAAGAGACAGAACUCCUAUUAGAGACAGAACACCUAUUAGAGACAGAACACCUAUAAAAGACGGAACACCUUCCAGAAGAGAUAGAACACCUUCCAGAAGAGACAGAACACCUUCCAGAAGAGACGGAACACCUUCCAGAAGAGACAGACCACCUUACAGAAGAGAACGAACCCCCUCUAGGAGAGAAAGAACGCCUUCAAAACGAGAGAGACGUGAAUUAUCUCUAACAGAAGCAGUUACUACUCCAGGUAUCUCUCCUAACAAGCAAGAAACUUCGGACAUGAAAGCUGACAAUGAAACCACCAAACAAUCAGAAACUGAGAUUGAUAAGAUAAAAAACACUGAAGAAUCUGCAACACAACCAAUCAAUGAAUCUGCUGAGAAUGCAUCACAAAUCGCGAAAGAAGAAGCUGUAUCCGAAACCAAUUCUCGUAUUGAAGAUAGACUAAUAGAGAUUGCUUCUGAGACUGCUGGCAAGACUGAGAAAACUCCUAUAAAGGAACGGAGACACACUGUAGAUGAGUUCGAUCCCAGGAGGAAUGGAUGGGAUAGAAGAGACUCAAGAGAACGCCUUGACUACAGAUCGGUGAAAUCAAGAUCCCCACAGGGGUCCCGAACUCGAGAUGUGGACUCCAGACACAGACGUCGAUCUCGAGACCGCAGAAGAGAUCUUGAUCGUCGCAGUCCUAGACAGCUUAGAGAUCGUUCUAGAGAUUGGAGAGAUAGAGAGAGGUACAGUAGAGAGAGAGAAUACGGAGAGAGAAGAUACGAGAGCCGUGAUUACAACAGAAGAUACAGCACUGAUACCAGAGAAACCGGAACCAGAGCUAGCUCGUGGGAAGAUAAGGUUCAAGAGUUCAUUUCUAAGAUCGGCGUGACUUCAAACCUACGUGAGCUACCACGAGAUAAAAGAGAACCAUUGGCAGAUUUUGAUCCAUCCCGACCCCCGCCUCUAAACCUUGUCCCUGAGCAUCAGAGCAACUAUAUAGAUGCCGCUUUCCCUACAGUUGAUUAUCCCUCAGAACAUACUCCUCAGAUCCCUCAUUUCUUCGAACCAUCCAUAGCUCGUGGUCCGCAGUAUUCUCCGGACCCUGAGAUACAUACAGGGAUCAGUGUUGAUGAGUCUCUGGAGCGGAGUUCAAGGGAGAGGGACCUAAAACCCUUGUCGAACAAGGAGAAAAAGAGGAUGGAGAUUGCUCAGAAGGAUAUUUGGAAAUAUGUCGCUGGAUGUUUGAUGCAGGAUAGAAUAUUUCUCAAGAGAAAGAAGAAACGGGCGGAUUCGGAGGAGGAAGAUUUAAAGGAGAAAGCUGAGAAGUGUACUGUUCGUAUAGCUCUAAAACUAGAGAAGGCCGGGUUCAAGGAAUCCAGGCUCUGGAAGAUGCUGAGAGACAACGAGGCAGGUGUGGAGGGGUUCGUGGACGAGAUGAAGGUGGAGGUGAUGAAUGAUAAUAUUGAGGUGGAUUAUGAUUCAAAGAAGAUCAAGGAUAGGAUGGAUGCUGAUCUAUUGAAGGACGGAUCCUUUUUCAGGUAUAUUGGUCAGUUUAUCCAGGACAGUAUAACCGGUAAACACAGCCGGGAUUACCAUCAAUCUGUAUCCGCUAGCCACCUCCAUGGACUAGAAGGUUUGUCCUCGAACACCCUGCAGAACAUCCUCCACACAGCCUUCCAACUCCCAGCUCCAGUAACUGCUCAAGAUCCCAGGAUUCAGAACAAGGGAGAGUCAAGUCUGGAUUUUGCGAUCAGAUCGUUCAGCGAUCUUCAGAAGUUUAUUUGUGUUCAUCUCGUGCAGACUCUAAACGUGGAUAUUGAGAAAGCGCGGGAGAUUUCAGCGCUGUAUGUUGAAUCCUUGGCUAAAGCAGACUUUAAUAUUCUGACCCUAGAGGACGCUGUUAAGAACUAUACCCCACCUCCUCCUGAGUUUGAAGGAGAACCAGAACAAACAGUUUAUGGAUAUCUCCUGGAGAUAAUGCGUGGAGUUCCUUUCGACAGAUAUCCACGACAGCUGACAGACGGAGAUCUGGAUACACAUCAGACAAACAUUGUUCGGAUAUCCUUGGAUUAUUUUAAUCAGGUUCCUAAACCCAGAACCCCCAGCCCUAAACUUUCUAUUCGAGCCGUCGGGGAAGAAGAAGACGGGUUUAUCGGACCUAUGCCGCAUAUUGAAACCGUUCCCGUCGGCGGUAAUACUGAGUCACAACUUCCUCAACGGCGUUAUGUUCUAAUGUCGGUGGCUGUUGACACCGUGUCUGUUGACGGACGUCUGGUAGUUUGGCAGAUUUCUGUCCAUAUCCCAGGCCUACCGGAGGAGGAAGACCCCGACUACGAGUGUCUGAUGGUUCCCAUCGCACUGAUGGAUAAACCUCAAGUACUCUCAGAGCUAGGGUUUACUUUUGACGCGGAGAGGAACAAGUACUAUCAUCAGGGUACAGAGUUCGGUAGGAGGAAGGCAGAGAUGGAGGAGAGUAGUAUGGACAAGUUUGCUAACUAUCUGGACGAGAUAAGGAGUGGGAUGCGAGGAGCAGGAAACAACAAUGGUUUAGUUCUACUCUUUGAGACAGGAGAGGAUCUCAGCCUGGUUCAACAACUCUUCGCUAAACACAGUCAUGAUGUGUUCUAUGAUGUAGUGAAGGGUGUGAGUUGUCUGGAUAACUACCUGCGUGUAUCUCGACCUGGUCGACCGGCCUCCUACACCUGGCCAUCAUAUCAAUUCAAGGUGGGAGAAGGUGCGAAGUGGACUGCAACCAUCACUAACUCCGGCAACGUGAGCAGACUGGACGCGGUUACUAAGCCUGAGUGUAUCUACAAGAUUUGCGAGGGUAUACUCGGCUCUCCACCCAGCUUCAUCAAUUUCAUCAAAUGGUUCUGCUAUCCUAUCCUCCACCCGGAGAUAUCAAGGAUGACGGCAAGCCUUGAACACACCCUGGAGCUUCUACCACUACAGAACUUUAUCGAUCGUCAGCUGUUUACUAACAGGGUUCAAGUAACGUUAGAGGGUGUAUUCGCUGCACGAAGCGAAGUAGAGGCGUCCCGGCCUCAUAGUGCUUGCGCUCGUCAGACGAUUCGUCGGCUGGUCUCCCUGGGAUUUAAUCAGGAUGUUCUAAAGAAGAGUUUCCAAGUGGAUCCUAACUACGAUAUACCUACAACAGUUUUUCUUCAGGAUAUGACUGAGGUUCAGAAACUACGGCUUCACGAGCAAACAGAUCAAAUUCGGCAGAUUAUUAAACAGUUCUUUGGCCGACAUUAAACAGUUCUGGCCAACAUUAAACAGUUCUGGCCAACAUUAAACAGUUCUUUGGCCGACAUUAAACAGGGCCAACGUUUAACAGUUCUUUGGCCGACAUUAUAAAGUUCUAUGUCCAACAUAAAAUAGUUCUGGCCAACAUUAAAACAUUCAGCAAAAAGUUAUUUAACUUAGAAACCAUUUAAACCUUGUAAAUAUAUCCUUGCCAUGUCGUACAUUUUAACCGGAAGUUCCAAGUUUGUGUGAACUUAAUUUUUCAAUUUGUGUACACUGUACAUAUGCUUAUGCAAAUUUAUUUGUAAUGUAAACAUUUCCUUGUAUGUUGCUGUGCAUUUCUCAGAGUUGAAAAUAUAGUCAUUUAUUAUUGAAAA
Messenger RNA from Eurytemora carolleeae, 4977 nucleotides. Its product is annotated as eukaryotic translation initiation factor 3 subunit A-like. The transcript has 10 exons. The record is from RefSeq and is a predicted model, not a curated record. Lineage: Eukaryota; Metazoa; Arthropoda; Copepoda; Calanoida; Temoridae. Bases 35 to 4609 code for a protein of 1524 amino acids.